This is a messenger RNA of Colletotrichum paranaense, 1749 nucleotides long. RefSeq names its product efflux pump. NCBI's taxonomy places the organism in Eukaryota, Fungi, Ascomycota, Sordariomycetes, Glomerellales, Glomerellaceae. The coding region runs from base 1 to 1749 and encodes 582 amino acids. Gene Ontology annotation, molecular function: transmembrane transporter activity. The transcript is spliced from 9 exons. Gene Ontology annotation, biological process: transmembrane transport. Gene Ontology annotation, cellular component: plasma membrane. The record is from RefSeq and is a predicted model, not a curated record.
AUGGAUCGGAACACAGAGCCCGAGUCUGCCCCCAUAUCCACACGAAGAAGAAGGAGCAUUGUGACAACGACGGAGACACAGCUGCUAUCAAUAGACAUCAGUCUCAUGUCCACAGAGAUGUUCCCGUCUGUCACCGAGAACGAGAAACAUAGUCCAGGAACAACGAUCACAGAAAAGGAGGCCGGUCCAAGCACGGAGAACGACCAAGAGAAGGGCAAAGGUCCGAACAAUGAUAUACCAGUGACACCGAUACCAAAGUACUUAUCAGGUGACAAGCUUUGGAUUGUCAUCAUAUGUGUAAUUGUUGUUGCCUGGUUGAUGUUCCUUGACAGUUCUAUCAUUGUUCCCGCUAUUCCAGCGAUAACUGACGAGUUUCAUUCUUUGCAAGAUAUCGGUUGGUAUGGCAGUGCCCAUCACGUUUCUAAUGCCGCUUUCCAGCCGCUCACAGGUAAAAUCUACCGGUACUUCAGCUCAAAGUGGUCUUUUUUCGACUUCCCAGUCUUGUUCGAGAUUGGAUCUCUUGUAUGCGGGGCUACGCCUUCGUCCCUGAUAUUGAUCAUGGGCAGAGUCAUCGCGGGGAUAGGAAGUGCGGGCAUGAUGAGUGGUGGCCUGACGAUCAUCGCCGGAUCAGUACCUCUAGAAAAAAGACCUGCUCUUAUGGGACUGGUCAUCGGACUUGCAAACUCUGGCAGCGUUUGCGGUCCUGUUCUUGGCGGAGUACUGACCGACUAUGCCAAUUGGCGUUGGACAUUCUACAUCAACCUCCCGAUUGGCAGCGUCGUCCUUCUGUUUCUGGCAUGGUGCGAGAUUCCCGAUCAGGUGCCGAAACCGAGUCCUAUGGCGGUCAUUGCGAAAUUGCACACGUAUCUAGAUUUUACCGGCUUUUUGCUAUUCGCUGGUGCUGCAGUGUCAUUUCUCACGGCCCUCGAGCUUGGUGGGAACGAAUAUGCUUUCAACAGCCCCACGAUAAUAGAAUUGUUCUGCGGCUCUGCUGUGGCUCUCGUAACAUUCUUAGCCUGGAACUAUCGUAAAAGAGAUGACGGGCUCAUCCCAUCAUCAAUGGCCGGUAAGAGGCCCGUCUGGUCCGCAGCCGCUACAAACUUCACCUUUGUUGGCUCGGCGAUGAUUCAGAUCUACCUGCUCCCGCUCUACUUCCAGGCAGUACAAGGCGCCACGCCGGUCCAGAGCGGGAUCAACGUUUUGCCAAGCAUCUUGUCACAGCUAGCUUUCGCCUACGGCGUAGGCGUGCUAGCUAACGUCCUUGUCACCCUUCAAGUCGGUAAGUUCGGGUAUUAUCUGCCGUGGGCUGUCGCAGGCACAGCGGCAACGAUUAUUGCUAGUGGCUUGUUCACAUCGCUCACACCGACGACUUCGGUGGCCCAGUGGGUUGGUUAUCAAAUCAUCACGGGUGGUGGACGAGGCAUUGUUUUACAACCGAAUGACUUUAAGCCAAGCAGUGCUAUUCAGGCGAACUUACCUCCGGAACAGAUUUCAGUAGGAAUAUCAUUUAUUACGUUUUCUCAGUUCAUGGGUUCAGCUGUGGCCCUGGCAGUAAGUAACGCCAUUUUUACAGGGGCACUGAAGCAAGACCUACCUAAAUUCGCGCCGAAUCUCGAUACGUCGAAAAUUCUUGAGGCCGGGGCAACCGGGUUCCGUAAAGUCGUGCCCGAGGAAAAACUGCCAGGAGUGUUUUUGGCAUGUGUAUCGAGUAUCGACAAGGAGUUUAUCCAUCCCUCGGUCUGGCUAUAG